UUUUUCUAUUCGGUUCAAUAUAAAAGCUUCGGCUGUUCUUGAUUGCCGGUACAGUUUGGCUCGAUUAACCGGGCAAAGCGCGUCUUUCGAACGGAUUCAAGUUGUUGUGGUGUUAGAAGGCCCAGGAUCGGAAGGAUUCUAGCUAGAACGAUGCUGAAGUUCACGAUCAUUGCCAGUUGCCUGGUGGCAGCAGCUGUUUGCUCUCAUGACCUCGUCGGUGCCGAAAGUGGUUGGAGCAGCGGCGGCUGGAGCUCCGGUGGUCAAGGCAGCUAUGGUGGAGGCAGCAGCUACGGCGGAGGCCAUGGCGGCGCUGGUAGCGGCGGCAUUGUGAUUGUUUCCUCCAGCAAGGGUUGGCCAUCGUCGUCCGGUGGUUGGAGCCAAGGAGGAGGAGGUUCCGGAUGGAGCCAAGGCGGAGGAUCCGGAUGGAAAUCGGGUGGUUCGGGAUGGAAUAAGGGAGGCUCUGGAUGGAAUACCGGCGGAUCCGGAUGGAACAAGGGUGGAUCGGGAUGGAAUCUGGGUGGAUCCGGAUGGAACCAGGGAGGAUCCGGUUGGAGCCAAGGAGGUUUGGGAGGAGGCUGGUCCAAUGGUGGCGGUUACGCCAAAUCGUACAGCAACGUGCAGUCCGUCAGCAAGGGAUGGCCCUCUUCGGGAUCUUCUGGUUGGUCUUCGGGCGCUUCUGCCUGGCCAUCGAGUGGUGCUGGAUGGUCCGGAAGUGGCAGCGGAUGGAGCAAGGGAGGAAGUGCCGGCUGGCCGAGCUCAUCUGGAUGGAGCUCGGGUGGCAGCCAAGGAUGGUCUGGAGCUGGAGCUGGAAAGGGAUGGAGCACCGCCGGAUACGGUAGCGGAAAGGGUUGGUCUUCUGGAGGAUAUGGAGGUGGAAAUGGAUGGUCCACUGGUGGAAGCAUCGGAGGACUUUCUGGCGGAUGGAGCUCCGGUGGAUCCGGCGGAUGGAAGAGCUGGUAAAGGAUAACCAUUCGGCUGCCUCACAAUGACUUGUGUUCAGAUGAAAUGAAAGCGAUAUUGCGAACACUCAUGAAAUUGCAUUUGUAUAAACUCAUGUAAAUUUGACGUUUACGAAACCGUUUGUAUAUUUGUAAAUAUAUGUAUUUACUUGAAAAUAACAUAAAA
Messenger RNA from Aedes albopictus (Asian tiger mosquito), 1125 nucleotides. RefSeq lists its product as uncharacterized. NCBI's taxonomy places the organism in Eukaryota, Metazoa, Arthropoda, Insecta, Diptera, Culicidae. The record is from RefSeq and is a predicted model, not a curated record. The transcript has 3 exons. The coding region runs from base 151 to 960 and encodes 269 amino acids.